Messenger RNA from Entrophospora sp. SA101, 1152 nucleotides. The record is from the annotation of a GenBank genome assembly. Lineage: Eukaryota; Fungi; Glomeromycota; Glomeromycetes; Entrophosporales; Entrophosporaceae.
AUGAGUUCCAUGAAUUUGAACAAUUACGUUCUCACAAUUGCUUCGUUUAUGGCAGUUAUUUUAUGUAUAAUACCUGGUAUAUUUCACAUACAAAAUAAAAAUUGGGGAGCAAUAUUUAUGUCAUUUUGGGUAUCACUCAUAAACCUCAUAAUUUUCAUUAAUUCGAUACUUUGGGCCAAUGAUUUGGAAGACAAAGCACCCGCCUAUUGUUAUAUAACAGCACCACUUGUUAAUGCAGCACAUUUCGGUAUAUUAGCUUCUGCUGGAUGCAUGAUACACACUUUGCAUAAUUAUGUAGUGAAACCAACAUUAUUAACAGAACGUGUUAGAAGGAAUCAAUCCCGGAUAGAUUUUGUUUUAUCAAUCAUAGUACCUUUUAUUCUUACUGGACUGACAUAUUUAAAUGCUCAGUAUGUAUAUGGGAUCAGACCUGUUUUAGGUUGUUUUAUACAAGCAAGCCAGACUUGGGUUUAUAUUAUUGUAGAUGGAAUGUGGCCUGUACUAAUAUCUGGUAUAGGAUGUUAUUUUGCAGCACGAACUGCUUAUACCAUCAUAAGCAAAGGAUUAGAAAUUCAAAGUUUAUUAAAGUAUACCAAAUCUGGUUUAAAUACAACAAAGUUUUAUCGAUUGGUGUUGUUCUGCAUAAGUUUCUUGAUCUUUGCAUUUCCAACAGCUUGUUUAACAUUUUUCUCGAACGUUACACUUAAACCAUAUGAUUUUAAUGAAGUGCAUGGAAAUUUUAAUCAGCCGCAAACAUUUAAUAACGGAGUAACGUUUGUUGAUUAUGUUAAACCAUUGACAGGAUUAUUUGUGUUUGUAUUCUUUGGCACUGGACAUGAUGCAAAACGAGCUUAUUUAAGAUGGGCCAAAACAAUGAAAUUGGAUUUAUGUUAUGGAUACUGUUUAAAACUCAAAAAAUCAAAUAACAAAAUAUCCAGUAAUGCUACUACUAAUGCUGCUGCUACUACCACAAUAGGAAGAACUCCACCAAUGACAAAUAUAAAUAACAUAAAUAAACUUUCACCACCUACUAAGAAAAGCAAUUUCUUUUCAGGACAUCGUACACCAACUGAACAAGCACAAUUUGAUCUUACUAGUGGCAUAAGAAUCAGAAUCGAUGGAUUGGAUACAAUAGACUUGGACCAGAUAUGA